Messenger RNA from Strongylocentrotus purpuratus (purple sea urchin), 2784 nucleotides. RefSeq names its product iron-sulfur cluster assembly 1 homolog, mitochondrial (gene isca1). Gene Ontology annotation, biological process: iron-sulfur cluster assembly. The transcript is spliced from 3 exons. Gene Ontology annotation, cellular component: mitochondrion; cytoplasm. The record is from RefSeq and is a predicted model, not a curated record. Gene Ontology annotation, molecular function: 2 iron, 2 sulfur cluster binding. Lineage: Eukaryota; Metazoa; Echinodermata; Echinoidea; Camarodonta; Strongylocentrotidae. Bases 21 to 410 code for a protein of 129 amino acids.
GGUCAAAGGUCAAUUGUGUUAUGGCUGCGCUUGGAAGAGCUACGGUUCGAGCCGUUCAAGGCAAAAAGAGGUUAAUUCCUCAAAGGGCUGCAUUAGUUUUGACUCAAGCAGCUGUUGAGAAGAUAAAGACACUUGUUAUCAAUAAAUCAGAAGUAGAAGGACUAAGGGUCGGAGUGAAGACGAGAGGGUGCAAUGGACUCAGUUACACACUAGACUAUGCCAAGGAGAAACAGAAGUUUGAUGAGGAGGUCGUUCAAGAUGGGGUGAAAAUCUUCAUUGACUCUAAAGCACAACUGACGCUGCUUGGAACGGAAAUGGACUUUGUAAAUACCAAGCUGUCCAGCGAAUUUGUCUUCAACAAUCCCAACAUCAAAGGAACGUGUGGGUGUGGAGAAAGCUUCAAUGUAUAGCAUUAAUUGUAAUGGAACUGCUACUCAUUCUUAUCACUAUCCCCUACAGCGAGGGGAAAAUCGUUGCUGCCUCGGGAAACGCCCUACAUUAAUUUUGUUGAAGCAUAAAAUCACUUACUGUGAAUUGUCGCGAUCGAUGUCUUUGGUAGUAAUGUGAUUUUUGUUUUUAAAACUUGGGCAGUAAUUAACUUGAAAGUCUAUUGAGAGAUGAGAAGCUUAAGGGUUUCACUCUCUCCAAUGGGUCGGAAAGAAAGUACAUCAUACAUUUUUGGGCAAAUCAAAGGUAUCUGUUCAUUAGGUAUCCCAUAAGCCACCAUGUAUGUUUAGUUAGGAACGUGAAACAACAUCAAAGUCAUUAUUUUAUUUCAUCAUUUGGUCUGGCCAAGGUCUAGUAGAACCUAUUUAUAAGUUACCAAUGAUCAGAUAUCUCAAAAUCACAGAUGUGGUCAGUAAUGAUUAUGACAAAAUAGCUUGGACUUGCCCCUGAUGCUGAUUGUUGUGUUCACAUGGAAAUACAUGUAAUUACAGUGAAAGGGUUAAGAAUGAUUUGUAUCUAUUUGAGUGAGAAUAACAUGUUGUUGAUACAUAACAUUUUGUACUUAGAAGGAUAGACAGCCAGCAAUGGUACUUCUGAGAAAUAAUGCGACAGUUCAUGAUCAUCCUAUUACAAAUGCAUGGUGGCUAUGAGCAAUAUACAUAUAUCCAUUACUAAUAUGAUUCUUAGUUAUGAAUUUCAAGGUUGUUCAAAGUUUGAUCUCAAUUUUCCCAUGAGAGAGGUAAAAGACAUGUUUAUAAAAGAGAGCAGUUAUUGUCCGAUUUUAGUUUCGUUACUUGGGCCUACUUCUGUCAAUUUUUAGGUUAUUCUCAUCAAAGCGACAACUGCUGAUAUUCAAAAGCUUUCAUAAUCAUGUCACAUUUCAGUCACAAAUCCUUUUUUUGUUAGUAUAAUAGUCUUCGCAAUUCAAGUACUUAUGUACUCUGCUUACACAAUUGCUGUGCCCAUGUUGUCUCUGAACGAGUGGUACCAAUUAAGUUUUUAUCUGGUCAUCAAUGAUACAUUUGGCAGUGCCAUGAUACACUUGUAUGCAGUAAAACUGAUAUAUUGUAGGACAUUAUCCAGGAAUCUAAUUGGUUUCUUGUUAUAUAAACAAAACAUUAUAAUGCUAAAUUGCUAGUCCAGUGAACAUGAAGAUUUGAUGAAAGCAAUGUUGAUAGUGUUUCAUUUGUAAAUAAUAGAGAAUGCAAUUUAUAUAUUAUGUGUUAUAAAACAGUAUUUUUCAUGAUCAAGUCGCAUCUUGUGCACUAAUAUGACUUGGAGCUGUGUUGUCAUUUAAUUAUGUGAUUUUCAUUGAAAUGAAAACUUUCAUCUGAAUUUCCUUGGAUGGCAAUUUUCAUGAGCUGAAAUAAAACGCACAAUUUUCAUUCUUUUGCACAUCCAUAAUGGAAAAUUUAAAACAAAAAUCUGUUCCGUUUCUUUUGAAAUAUUUCUUUCUCAAAUAUUAAUGUUCUAAAUUUUGAUCAAUUGAACCAGUGUAGGAGUUCCAAUUAUUCAAAUACACAUCAAAUAAUAUUCUUUUGUUUCUUAUGUUUAAUCUUUUUUUUUUUUUUAUAUAAUAUCUAAUAAGUUGCCUAUCUUUGAGUAGAGUUACCUGCCAAGGGGCAUUGCUAGACCAUUUUGAUUUACAAUCUGCAGACAAGGAAACAUAAGAUGUGCAAACAAAUUUACUGCCAGAUAUUUACAUCUAUUCCCCAGAAAAAGCAAGGAAAUAAAGGAAUAAAAUAAAACAAGAGGUCACAAAUUGUAAAGGUUUGCUAGUACCCCCCCCCCCCCAUACACACACACACACACACACAUACACUGUAUGAUUUACAUAUCAUUAUUCUGUGCUAGGGAUCCCUCAAUUAUCUACAAAUGUUUGUUCCCAUACUGUACUAAUUCAUAAAUUUGUGAAUUAUACCUGUUCAUGUACAUCAGAACAUACAUUCAUACAUGCGACAUUGUAUGUAAUGGUUUCUCCAUAAGACUCAGUGAUGGCAAGUCUGUAACUCCCAAUGUAACAAUAACUUUCCUGUGAAAGAGAAAUAAUGAGUCAAAUUUAUGCCGUCUCCCCACCCCUUUGUCCCCCAAGAUAUGUAAUAUUUUUUUGUUUCUAAUGAAUAAUUUUAUGUCUGAUAUUUAUGCCACGGAAAAAAAUUACCAUAUGUUCUUGUUUUGUAUAGACUCUUUAAUGCAUGGUGUGUGUGUAUUUGAUGAGGUCAUCAAACCUGGAUUGUUAAUUGUGCAUCGGGAUGUUCAAUUGAUUGUCUGAUGAUUUGUUCAUGCAGAAGGUAAUUAUAUUGCAUAUAAUGUGCAUCUACGCUCAAGCUGUUGUUA